Cercocebus atys (sooty mangabey) is the source of this 3313-nucleotide messenger RNA. It is a transcript of the gene ZCCHC18, whose product is annotated as zinc finger, CCHC domain containing 18. The record is from RefSeq and is a predicted model, not a curated record. Gene Ontology annotation, cellular component: nucleus. Lineage: Eukaryota; Metazoa; Chordata; Mammalia; Primates; Cercopithecidae. The transcript is spliced from 2 exons.
CUUUUGUCUCAAUGGGCAGAGACUGAAAGCAACCGCUGCUGCCCGGAGGGCCGAACCGGAGGGUGGGCGCAGCCUUGGCUGCCUUGGGAACCGCGCUGCCUCAACUCGGCUACCCCUUACUGGGCGGUCAUGCGAAGCUCUCGCUAGGUCUGGCAGCCCCGGGUCGCUUAGCGGCCGAGGAGGCGCCAGAGAUACCGUUCCCCUGCAGAGCUACGGGGACCGGAAGGCAAAACAGAGCUGUCGACGCGGGAGCACAUGCUGCCUACCAGUGGAGCGCAGGUAAAGAAAGAGCGCGCGAUUGCCCGGCGCGGAGAGGGGUGGUGGAAGCCCCGCCAGGACUGGGCGGCGCCUGGCUUGGAGAAUCAGUAACUGCGAGGCAGGGGAUGGAGCAUUCCCUUGGCCUGGUUGCGCUGAGGAGGGAGUUGUGGUUCAUCUGGAUGCUGCCAACUGGGUGGGAUUUAGGAUUUGCCUGGAUUAAGGUCAUCAAAGCCAAAUCCGAACUUGGAUUCUGUGCGGCGGAUUGCAGAGCUGGUAGGGCGAGGGUCUCCCGGAGGAAAUGUAAGGCGGAGUGGGGAUGGGGGCAGGAGGCACUUUGGCUUGCGUUCAGAAGAUGGGAGAGGGAAUUUUCCGCCUGGUGACAGUGAAGCUGGUGGAGAGGAGGUAUCAGGUUUUCAGAUGAAGCUGCUUCCAAUCCUUCCUUUCCCUCCUUCGCGUCACAGUCUUGAGGCCCUGAGGACUGGGACCUGCGACCCCCAGUGGACAAAAGUCGGCUCUACCCCAGAGGUUAAUUUUCUCACGGCAGGUACCUGUUGCAGAGGCUGCACGUAAAAUAAAGGCGAACGCUAGUUUCCGAGUUCAUGUAAGAAUCUGAGAAAUAACGGGGGAAACGUUGACAAGGGGAUGUGAUUGAGACCUGAGGCCAUGAGAUUAAUGGUUUCUUAUUACCAUAAAUCUGUGACCCACAACCAUUGAGUUCCGUUUUGAGGGCCCAGUAUAAGCUCCAAACACUAUGUCAUCUAGAAUUAGAAGCAACAGUUGUCGCCCCUCCUGGAGUACAGGCAGAGUGGAUGGAUGUGGCUCUGAAAAACUACCUACUAGUCCAAGGAAACCUGCUAGCUCUGGAAUGUUGUAAUUGCCAGUCUCCUGCAGGGUAUUGUUAAGGCACUGGGCAGAUAUAAAAUGCACUACAACGUUAUUCAGGAAGAUCGAGAAUGCUACUACAGACUGCUUCCCCACAGCCCACUAUCUUAUUAACCGUUUUUAUUUUCCUUAGAAUCCCUACUGAAAUACAAGGCAGGCACAGCCCAUGAACGUUGCUUUGGAGAAUCCUGCAGAUAAGGCUUUUCCAAAAAGCGCGAGUAUCUUGUUGUAUUCAGAUACCCUAUCGUCGUCAGUCAUGGCUAGCAUCAUUGCGCGUGUGGGUAACAGCAGGCAGCAGAAUGCACCUUUGCCGCCUUGGGCCCAUUCCAUGUUGAGGUCUCUGGGGAGGAGUCUCGGUCCUUUCGUGGUCAACAUGGCAGAGAGAAACAUGAAGUUGUUCUCGGGGAGAGUGGUGCCAGCCCAGGGGAAAGAAACCUUUGAAAACUGGCUGAUCCAAGUCAAUGGGGUCCUGCCAGAUUGGAGUAUGUCUGAGGAGGAAAAACUCAAGCGCUUGAUGAAAACACUUAGGGGCCCUGCCCGGGAGGUCAUGCGUUUGCUUCAGGCGGCCAACCCCAACCUAAGUGUAGCAGAUUUCUUGCGGGCCAUGAAAUUGGUGUUUGGGGAGUUUGAAAGCAGUGUGACUGCCCAUGGUAAAUUUGUUAACACCCUGCAGGCACUAGGGGAGAAAGCCUCCCUUUAUGUGAUCCGUUUAGAGUUGCAGCUCCAGAAUGCUAUUCAGGCUGGCAUCCUAGCUGAGAAAGAUGCAAACCAGACUGGCUUGCAACAGCUUCUUUUAGGCACCGAGCUGAAUAGGGACCUGUGCUUCAGGCUUAAAUUUAAGCAUCUUCUCAGGAUGUAUGCAAAUGCGCAGGAGCGGCUUCCCAAUUUCCUGGAGUUAAUCAAGAUGAUAAGGGAGGAAGAGGAUUGGGAUGAUGCUUUUAUUAAACGGAAGCGGCCGAAAAGGUCUGGGCCAAUUAUGGAGAAGGCAGCCAGCCCUGUGGCAUUUCAGGGUGCCCAGUCAAUAACAAUCGGCAGUGCUAACUGUAACUGCAACGUGAUAGAAAUAGAUGAUACCCUUGAUGACUCCGAUGAGGAUGUGAUCCUGGUGGUGUCUCUGGACCCUCCACUGACACCCACAGGUGUCCCUCCCUUCAGAGGAAGAGCCAGACCUCUGGAUCAAGUGCUGGUUAUUGAUUCCCCCAACAAUUCUGGGGCUCAGUCUCUUUCUACCAGUGGUGGUUCUGGGUAUAAGAAUGAUGGUCCUGGGAAUAUUUGUAGAGCCAGGAAGUGAAAAUACACAAUCUGCUGUUCAUAUUGUGGUAAGGAGGGCCACUCAGAAGAAACCUGUGACAAUGAGAGCAACAAGGCCCAGGUUUUUGAGAAUCUGAUCAUCACCCUGCAGGAGCUGACACAUACAGAGGACAGGUCAAAAGACGUCCCUGGAGAACACAGUGAUGCUUUUGAGCCACAGUAAGGAUCUAGACCCAGCCCUAAAUGAGUUCUUAACUGUAUUCAGAGUAAUGGGAAUAACAGGAGAGGAGGGUGGGUUUCUAACUGCAUGAAUCCACAAAGCAGUUUUCCUUUGGGAAAGAGAAGAGGUCUUGUAUACCAGCACAGUGGAGGGGAAUGGUGUGACCUCUGUCCAUGUUCCCUUCUCUGCUGGCUUAAGAGUCUGUUCUCCAUGUGUCUAUUUCUUUGAUGACUUUCUACUUUUUAUGAAAGGAGCAUCUUUUCAAUAAACCUUCAAAAAUAAAGAAAGAUACAAAAACUAAAGUACAAAUUACCUGAAACUCAGCACCCUUUUGUAACCAUUGUCAGCCCUUUGGUGAAUGUCCUUCCAGAUAUCUCCCUGUACCUGUGUACCCAGAGAGAUACAUGUAUAGAUAAGAGUGAUCAAAUAUAAAUGCUGUUCUAUACUGUGUAUUUUUCACCAAAUAAUAUAUCUUGUGGACUUCUAUGUCAAUGAAUAUAUAUAAACAUCUUAUUUCACAUCUCUGUGUGAUGUUACUUUUAGAAAGAUAAAGAAAAAUGAAACUAAAUAUAGAAGCUAUAAGUGGGGGUCAUACUAGGAGGAUGGGUUUUUAUCAACCUCAUUUAUAGGAAAGGAGAAAGGAAACUGAAAUGGACUGAAUAUCUCCCAUACAACCCCUUAACACAACUGACCUGUCUCCUA